Messenger RNA from Sesamum indicum (sesame), 3381 nucleotides. RefSeq names its product cellulose synthase A catalytic subunit 8 [UDP-forming]. Gene Ontology annotation, biological process: cellulose biosynthetic process. The record is from RefSeq and is a predicted model, not a curated record. Lineage: Eukaryota; Viridiplantae; Streptophyta; Magnoliopsida; Lamiales; Pedaliaceae. Gene Ontology annotation, molecular function: cellulose synthase (UDP-forming) activity. Gene Ontology annotation, cellular component: membrane.
UUCAAGAUCAAGCAACAGUGUAUCUUGUGGAAAUUAUUUACCUUUGUAACAUAGAUAUAAUGCCCCAGAUCAAGACACAUUUUAUCUCAAGUCUGAGGGAGAAGGGAGUGAAGGAAGAAGCUACCACGAGUUGGUGACAAGUAAAGAUGAUGGAUUCUGGGGUUCCUAUGUGCAACACUUGUGGUGAACAGGUGGGAUUAAGCUCUAACAGUGAAGUGUUUGUGGCGUGUCAGGAAUGCAAUUAUCCCAUCUGUCAGCAUUGUUUAGACUAUGAAAUCAAGGAAGGGCGCAAUGCCUGCAUUCGUUGCGGCACUCCGUAUAAUGAUGACAGAAAGAUGGUGGCUGAUGUUGGAGCAGAAGAAAUUGGAAAUCAUACACCAAUUGCAACACAUGCUCAGGAUAAGGGAAUUCAUGCUAGAAAUAUAAGUACUGUUUCUACAGUGGACAGUGAGUAUCUCGAUGACUCUGGAAAUCCCAUAUGGAAGAAUAGGGUGGAAAGUUGGAAAGACAAGAAAAACAAGAAAAAACGAGCUGCAACAAAGGAGAGAAAAGAAGCCCAAUCUGCUCAGGUUCCGCCUGAGCAGCAAGGGGAAUUAACACCAGAGUCAGAGGCUGCACAACCACUUUCACGAGUAGUUCCUCUACCCAAGUCCCAACUCACGCCCUACAGAAUUGUGAUCAUUAUGCGACUGAUUAUUCUGUGCCUUUUCUUCCAAUAUCGAGUAACACAUCCUGUUGAUAGUGCCUUUGGGCUGUGGCUCACUUCCGUCAUUUGUGAGAUCUGGUUUGCAUUUUCAUGGGUGUUGGAUCAGUUCCCCAAGUGGUCUCCUAUAAACAGGCAGACAUAUAUUGACAGGUUAUCUGCCAGGUAUGAGCGGGAGGGAGAACCCUCUCAGCUUGCUGCUGUAGAUUUUUUCGUCAGUACAGUCGAUCCGCUGAAAGAACCUCCUUUGAUAACAGCAAACACAGUUCUCUCUAUCCUUGCAGUGGAUUAUCCAGUGGAUAAAGUGUCUUGCUAUGUAUCUGAUGAUGGUGCUGCUAUGCUUACAUUUGAGUCUCUUGCUGAGACAGCCGAAUUUGCCAGGAAAUGGGUGCCUUUCUGCAAGAAGUUCUCCAUUGAACCACGCGCACCUGAGUUUUACUUCUCACAGAAAAUUGAUUACCUGAAGGAUAAAAUACAGCCUUCUUUUGUCAAGGAACGUAGAGCAAUGAAAAGGGAUUACGAAGAGUAUAAAGUGCGGAUAAAUGCUCUGGUAGCAAAGGCGCAGAAAACACCAGAUGAAGGCUGGACUAUGGCCGAUGGAACACCUUGGCCCGGGAACAACACACGCGACCAUCCUGGCAUGAUUCAGGUGUUCUUAGGCAAUACUGGUGCACAUGAUAUAGAGGGUAAUGAGCUUCCUAGACUGGUUUACGUCUCAAGAGAGAAGAGACCUGGCUAUCAACAUCAUAAAAAGGCUGGUGCUGAAAAUGCUCUGGUGAGAGUAUCUGCAGUUCUUACAAAUGCACCCUAUAUCCUCAACCUCGACUGUGAUCACUAUGUUAACAAUAGCAAGGCAAUCCGCGAGGCAAUGUGUUUCUUGAUGGAUCCUGAAGUAGGUCGAGAUGUAUGUUAUGUGCAGUUUCCCCAGAGGUUUGAUGGCAUUGAUAAGAGCGAUCGAUAUGCCAAUCGCAACACUGUUUUCUUUGAUGUUAACAUGAAAGGGUUGGAUGGCAUUCAAGGACCUGUUUAUGUGGGAACAGGCUGCGUUUUCAACAGACAAGCCCUUUACGGCUAUGGACCUUCAUCUCUUCCCACUUUAACCAAGAAAUCUUCAUCUUGCUCAUGGCUUGGCAGCUGCUGCUGCUGUCGCGGCAAGAAGCCCACAAAAGAAAAAGAUCUGUCAGAGGUUUACCGUGAUGCAAAAAGGGAAGAUCUUAAUGCAGCCAUCUUUAAUCUUAGGGAGAUUGAGAGUUAUGAUGAGCAUGAAAGAUCAUUACUCAUCUCCCAAAUGAGCUUUGAGAAAACUUUUGGCUUGUCUUCUGUAUUCAUUGAGUCCACGCUGAUGGAAAACGGAGGGGUGGCCGAGUCAGCCAAUCCAUCAACACUGAUCAAAGAAGCAAUCCAUGUAAUCAGCUGUGGGUAUGAAGAGAAGACUGCAUGGGGCAAAGAGAUUGGUUGGAUAUAUGGGUCAGUUACUGAGGAUAUUUUGACGGGUUUCAAGAUGCACUGCCGUGGGUGGAGAUCAAUCUACUGCAUGCCCUUGAGGCCUGCGUUCAAGGGAUCAGCACCAAUUAACUUGUCUGACAGACUUCACCAGGUACUGAGAUGGGCACUGGGAUCUGUUGAAAUCUUCUUGAGUAGACACUGUCCUCUUUGGUAUGGAUUUGGAGGUGGCCGCCUCAAAUGGCUCCAAAGACUCGCAUACAUCAAUACCAUCGUCUAUCCUUUUACAUCUCUUCCGCUGGUUGCCUAUUGCUCCCUUCCUGCUAUAUGUCUACUGACUGGGAAAUUCAUCAUACCAACGCUGUCAAAUCUUGCAAGUAUUCUGUUCCUUGGGCUCUUUCUCUCGAUCAUCCUGACCAGCGUGCUUGAGCUUAGGUGGAGUGGAGUAAGCAUCGAGGCCUUGUGGCGUAAUGAGCAGUUUUGGGUUAUUGGAGGUGUCUCAGCCCAUCUCUUUGCAGUUUUCCAAGGAUUCCUGAAAAUGCUUGCAGGACUCGACACCAACUUCACUGUAACUGCCAAAGCAGCAGAUGACACAGAAUUCGGGGAGCUUUACAUUAUCAAAUGGACAACAGUGUUGAUACCUCCAACGACUAUUCUCAUCGUGAACUUGGUUGGCGUCGUUGCUGGAUUUUCUGAUGCUCUCAACAGCGGAUAUGAAGCUUGGGGACCUUUGUUUGGCAAGGUUUUCUUUGCGUUUUGGGUGAUUCUGCAUCUCUACCCAUUCCUCAAGGGUCUUAUGGGCCGACAGAAUCGGACUCCAACAAUUGUGGUUUUGUGGUCUGUUCUUUUGGCUUCUGUUUUCUCUCUUGUUUGGGUGAAGAUCAAUCCGUUUGUCAGCACAGACGAUGCUUCAGUUGUUGCCCAAAGCUGCAUUGCCAUUGAUUGUUGAGCUUCGAACGAUAAAAGGGAGGUUCGUAACAAUCAAGCCAUGCUUCUUGAGGUUGGAAAUCCUCAACCAUUUUGCAGUUGUUGGCAGCCCCUAUCAAUUCUACUGUCGAUAUUUGAAAAUGUAUAACAUCCGCCUUCUUUCUUGGUGAGACAACUAUAUAGCACAUUUUGAAUUUGUUGAUUAUAGAAGAACAUAGAACAUUGAAUAUUUGGAUCUUGAUUUAUAACUCCAAACAAGGUGUGAAGCUCACAUCAUUAAAUAAACACAAGCGUACCCUUGACCAUUA